Funneliformis caledonium is the source of this 885-nucleotide messenger RNA. The record is from the annotation of a GenBank genome assembly. NCBI's taxonomy places the organism in Eukaryota, Fungi, Glomeromycota, Glomeromycetes, Glomerales, Glomeraceae.
AUGACAGCUUCACGACCAACAACCGCUCGACACAGUCAGCCCAAUCAAUCAAGCAAUGUACUUGCAAAGCGAACCCGUGGUCCCAUCAACAAACGCGCAUGUCAACGUUGUCGACAGGGUAAAAUAAAAUGUGAUGGUGACGCAGAAUCUGGAAAACCCUGCAGCAACUGCGACCCUCAACAUUGCAAAUAUGACAACUCGCCUCGCAAGAACAAACAGGUUGAGUUGUUAAAACACCGUCUCACAGAAGUCGAGGUUCAGUUGGAAUCAAUCACGCGUGAAAUUGAUGAAAAACUGACAAUAAAGGAAUUGGAGAAAGAAAUUCUCUGUAUGUUGUAUGAAUCCAAAGAACAUUUCAACUCUCCAGAGCUUUUACAGCUUUUCAAUGAGUUAAAGGACGCAAUUAGAUUUGGUCGAUGCAUAAAACCUAUUUUGGUCAUCACCUAUGAGCUAUUAACAAGGCUCCCUGAUCCAAAGAAUAUUGACUACAUUCCGAGCAUCAUGCAAAGUUUACAACGAUUUGUCGAUUGUGCAAAUUCGUGUGAGAAGGGCGCAUCUAUUUCAACGACAUCGUCUUCCAAUGAGCUCAUGAACAGAAUUGAAGAAAACGUUCAGUCGGGAGUUCAAACAUUUGAUAGCCACUUACCGGUGGUCUCGCCGAUGAUACCAAUUUCUUUUCCAAUCACAUCGUCGCUUAAUGAUACAGAAGAUCAGGUUGAGAUGCCCCUUAAUUUGCAUUCAUCUUCUGAUGAAUCUGAGAUCGCUUCUGGAAGUUACCCAUUAACCAAUUACUCAUACUACCCUUAUUAUGAAUAUUUGCCAAUAGAUGAAACGAACACAACAUCACCAACGGAUGAUGUUAGUUUCGGCAACUUCAGUAACUGA